This is a messenger RNA of Brachypodium distachyon (stiff brome), 2474 nucleotides long. Its product is annotated as ATP-dependent zinc metalloprotease FTSH 2, chloroplastic. Gene Ontology annotation, biological process: proteolysis. The transcript is spliced from 5 exons. Lineage: Eukaryota; Viridiplantae; Streptophyta; Magnoliopsida; Poales; Poaceae. The record is from RefSeq and is a predicted model, not a curated record. Gene Ontology annotation, cellular component: membrane; chloroplast thylakoid. Gene Ontology annotation, molecular function: ATP hydrolysis activity; ATP binding; ATP-dependent peptidase activity. Bases 285 to 2306 code for a protein of 673 amino acids.
CUCAUCUCUUCCUUAUCGACGCUGUGGGCGCAGAGCCGCCCACGUCGUCCCCUUCCCAUCCCUCUCCUGCUCCUCUCCCCGAAAUCCCCACGCAACCGCCUACGCGUCCCACCGGAGGACAGUCAGUCAGUGGUCGGCCGCGGCAGCACAAGCGGACGAAGCGGAGGAGGAGAAAAAUCUGCGCCCAUCGCUAGUGUCCCGCUACUUAUACACUACAGUCCGCUCCUGCCUUCCCCUCACACCGUCCCUCUCUUUUCCGUCCCCGAUCCGCACAGUGAGCAAAGAUGGCACCGCCAUCCAUGAGCCUUGCAGCGAAAGGGGUGCUUCCCUUCGCCGCGCUUCCUUCAGUUGGCGUUUCACAGAGGCCAGUGUCUGUGACUGCCUCCCUUGAGCACAAGACUAGUGAUGCUAAAAGGAAGUUCCUGAAGCUUGCGCUCGGAGGAGUUGGGUUGCCUGCCUUGUUGGGUGCUAAGAAAGCUCUCGCUGAUGACCAAGGCGUUUCUUCCUCGAGGAUGUCUUACUCGAGGUUCCUUGAGUACCUUGACAAGGACAGAGUGAAGAAAGUUGAUUUGUUCGAGAAUGGGACCAUUGCUAUUGUAGAGGCUAUUUCUCCUGAGCUCGGCAAUCGCGUGCAGAGAGUUCGUGUGCAACUUCCUGGUCUAAGCCAGGAGCUUCUUCAGAAGUUGAGGGAGAAGAAUAUUGAUUUUGCUGCACACAACAACCAGGAGGAGUCCGGUUCCCUUCUGUUCAACCUUAUCGGAAAUUUGGCCUUCCCGCUUAUCCUUAUUGGUGGUCUGUUUUUGCUGUCGAGAAGAGGAUCAGGUGGUAUGGGUGGACCUAAUGGUCCUGGUUUUCCCCUUGGUUUCGGUCAAUCUAAAGCCAAGUUUCAGAUGGAACCCAACACCGGUGUUACAUUUGAUGAUGUUGCUGGUGUCGAUGAAGCAAAGCAAGACUUCAUGGAAGUGGUCGAGUUCUUGAAGAAACCAGAGAGGUUCACCGCUGUCGGUGCUCGCAUUCCUAAGGGCGUGCUACUUAUUGGUCCUCCUGGAACUGGUAAGACUUUGCUUGCCAAGGCAAUUGCAGGAGAAGCCGGAGUGCCAUUUUUUUCAAUAUCGGGAUCUGAGUUUGUGGAGAUGUUUGUUGGUGUUGGUGCCUCCCGGGUUCGUGAUCUUUUCAAGAAGGCCAAGGAGAAUGCUCCCUGCAUAGUAUUUGUUGAUGAAAUUGAUGCUGUUGGAAGGCAAAGAGGAACAGGUAUUGGUGGUGGGAAUGAUGAAAGGGAGCAAACACUCAAUCAGCUAUUGACUGAGAUGGAUGGGUUUGAGGGUAACACUGGAAUAAUUGUUGUUGCUGCCACCAACAGGGCUGACAUCUUGGACUCUGCUUUACUUAGACCUGGACGUUUUGACAGACAGGUGAGUGUUGAUGUUCCUGAUGUACGUGGAAGGACAGAGAUUCUAAAGGUACAUGGUAGCAACAAGAAAUUUGAUCCCGAUGUUUCUCUUGAGGUCAUAGCAAUGAGGACACCUGGAUUUAGUGGAGCAGACUUGGCAAAUCUUCUGAAUGAAGCAGCCAUAUUAGCAGGCCGACGUGGGAGGACAGGAAUUUCCUCAAAAGAGAUUGAUGAUUCCAUUGAUAGAAUAGUGGCUGGUAUGGAAGGAACUGUCAUGACAGAUGGGAAGAGCAAAAGCCUUGUUGCUUACCAUGAAGUUGGGCAUGCAGUCUGCGGAACUUUGACGCCUGGCCAUGACCCCGUCCAAAAGGUUACCUUAGUUCCAAGGGGUCAAGCUCGUGGGCUCACCUGGUUCAUUCCAAUGGAUGACCCGACGCUCAUCUCUAGGCAGCAACUAUUUGCCAGAAUUGUUGGCGGCCUUGGAGGUAGAGCUGCUGAGGAGAUCAUAUUUGGUGAGCCUGAGGUCACCACUGGAGCUGCCGGUGACUUGCAGCAGAUCACCGGCUUAGCCAAGCAGAUGGUGGUUACAUUUGGCAUGUCCGAGAUUGGCCCAUGGUCUCUGAUGGACGCAUCGCAGAGCGGGGAUGUCAUCAUGAGAAUGAUGGCGAGGAACUCCAUGUCUGAGAAGCUCGCGCUGGACAUCGAUUCAGCUGUGAAGGAGUUGUCGGAUCGGGCCUACGAGAUCGCUUUGAAACAAAUCAGGGAGAACCGUGUGGCCAUGGACAAGAUCGUAGAGGUGCUCCUCGAAAAGGAGACAUUGAGUGGUGACGAGUUCCGGGCGAUCCUUUCUGAGUUCACGGAGAUCCCCGUCGAGAACCAGGUUCCUCCAGCACCACAGGCAGCUGUCCCGGUCUGAAUCCGCGUAGCUUUAUAGGGUUUGGAAUUUGUUGUUGUAAGAUGUUCAUAUUUUCGAUUCUUGGUGUAAACUAAUUCUACUUCACUCGCCGGAUUUUUUUUGGUGCACCACAUGUAACUUACUCGUGGUUAAUAUAAAAUGUAAUUACAUGGAAGGAGUUUACGCUGA